AUGGUGAUGACAAAUGAUAGUCAUUUUCCACUGUUUGAAACCAAGAAAACAAAGGGCAGAAUAAUUUACAAGCUAUUUGCAGCCUCAAACUUUGUUGGAAUCUUUUUCAUUUGGGUUUACAGAGCAACUCAUAUUGCAGGAUUUACAGAUGUUGGAAAACUCGGAUGGAUUGGAAUGUUUGGAGCUGAGCUGUGGUUCGGCUUUUACUGGGUGCUCACUCAAGCUCCUCGUUGGAACCGUCUGUCUCGUCAGACUUUCAAGAACAGGCUCGCUGAGAGGUACGAAAAUGAGUUGCCUGAGGUGGACAUUUUUGUUUGCACUGCUGACCCAACAAUUGAGCCACCAAUGUUGGUGAUCAAUACUGUUCUAUCAGUUAUGGCUUAUGAUUACCCAACAGAUAAACUCAGUGUGUAUCUCUCAGAUGAUGCUGGCUCGGAUCUUACCUUCUAUGCCCUCCUGGAGGCUUCACACUUUGCUAGGCAUUGGUUACCGUAUUGUAAAAAGUUCAACGUGGAACCUCGAUCGCCUGAAGCUUAUUUCAGGUCAGAGCUCGGCCAAUUAGAUGCAAGCCAGGUCAAAGCUCUGGCUUCUGUCAAGAAACUAUAUGAAGAUAUGGAGAACAGAAUUGAGCUUGCAAAAAAACUUGAACGAGUCUCCAAAAGUGCACUUCUAGAACACAAGGGAUUUUCAAAGUGGGAUAAAUUUUCAUCUCGAGGAGAUCAUGAUACCAUCCUGCAGGUAUUGAUUGAUGGAAAAGAUGCAGAGGUUAAGGAUAUUGAAGGGUGUAGACUGCCAACUUUGGUGUAUUUGGCUCGCGAGAAGCGACCACAGCAUUUCCAUAACUUCAAAGCUGGAGCUAUUAAUGCAUUGAUAAGGGUGUCAUCAGAGAUCAGCAAUGGACCUAUAAUUCUAACUGUAGAUUGUGAUAUGUACUCAAAUAAUUCGCAAUCAAUUCGAGAUGCGCUCUGCUUCUUCAUGGACGAAGAAAAGGGCCAUGAGAUUGCUUUCGUGCAGUUUCCACAGAAUUUCCAUAAUAUUACUAAAAAUGAAUUAUAUGGAGGAACCCUAAGAGUGAUCGCUGAGGUGGAAUUUCAUGGUUUGGAUGGUUAUGGAGGGCCUAUGUAUAUUGGAACUGGCUGCUUUCACAGAAGAGACAUCCUUUGUGGAAGAAAAUAUACCAAGGGAUCUACUAUCGACUGGAACACAAAUAGUAUACGCAAAACAGGGGAAAGUGUUCAAGAAUUGGAAGAAAGAAUAAAAGGCCUUGCUGACUGUAUUUUUGAAGAAAACACUCAGUGGGGCAAUGAGAUGGGUCUAAAGUAUGGCUGUCCAGUUGAAGAUGUGAUAACGGGGCUGUCAAUUCAUUAUCGGGGUUGGAAAUCAAUCUAUUUCAAUCCAAAAAGGAAAGCCUUCUUAGGUGUUUCUGCAACUACCCUUGAUCAGACACUAGUGCAACACAAGAGAUGGUCCGAGGGCGAUUUACAGAUUCUCUUUUUGAAAUACAGUCCAAUUUGGUAUGGACUAGGCAGAAUCCAUUUUGGGCUCAUAAUGGGAUAUCUCACCUUUUGCCUAUGGUCUCCUAAUUGCUUCGCAACAUUGUAUUACUCCAUUGUCCCUUCUCUUUAUCUCCUCAAAGGCAUCUCCUUGUUUCCACAGGUCUCGAGCCCAUGGUUUCUUCCAUUCGCGUAUGUGAUUGCAGCCGAGCAUAUAUAUAGCAUUAUCGAGUUUCUCAGAGCAGGUGGAACAAUUUUAGGCUGGUGGAAUGAGCAAAGAAUGUGGCUUUACAAAAGAACAAGCUCUUUUCUGUUUGCAGUCAUGGAUACCAUCUUCAAACUGAUGGGAUAUUCAAAUUCGGGUUUCGUAAUCUCAGCAAAAGUCGCUGAUCAAGAUGUUACACAGAGAUACGAGCAAGAAAAGAUGGAGUUUGGGUUCGCUUCACCAAUGUUCAUCGUUAUAUCAUCAGUGGCAAUGAUCAAUCUGUUCUGCCUCGUCGGGACGUUAAAGAAAAUGCUUGUUAUCGGGGAAUUCAAAUCUGUUUACGAAACCGCAGCUUUGCAGAUUCUUCUAUGUGGGGUUCUGGUUUUGAUCAACUUGCCAUUGUACAAUGGUCUUUUCUUUAGGAAGGACAAGGGCAGGAUGCCAAGCUCUGUAACUGUUAAAUCAGUGGUUUUUGCUCUUUCUUUGUGGGACAAAAUUUGUUUGAUUCUGUAUAAAUUUGUCUUUCGAGGGGGAAUAAAAGAUGAAGCUUUCAAUUGCAGCGGCGGCGAUGACAGGGAGGAAUGCUUCUCGCAUAAGGUGGAAUACGGGGACACUGUUCAUUUUUCAUUUGUGGUGAUUAAGUCUGAGGGUUCUUGGCAUUACAGUGAAGAUGGUGUUGACCUUGUGGUAAAGGGACCAAACGGUGAACAGAUCCACGAUGUACGUGAUAAGACAAAUGAGAAGCACGAGUUUUUGUCUUAUCAUCAAGGAGUCUACCGUUUUUGUUUCACUAACAAGUCCCCCUAUCAUGAAACCAUAGACUUUGAUGUGCAUGCUGGUCACUUUGCAUACCAUGACGAGCAUGCUAAAGAUGAGCAUUUCAACCCUCUCUUUGAACAUAUUGGGAAGCUAGAGGAAGCUUUGUAUAAUAUUCAGUUUGAGCAACAUUGGCUUGAGGCUCAGACUGAUCGUCAGGCAAUAGUAAAUGAAGGAAUGAGCAGAAGAGCAAUCCACAAAGCUAUAUAUGAAUCAAUUGCUCUCAUUGGGGCCUCUGUUUUGCAAGUCUACAUCUUGCGUCGUUUGUUUGAGCGAAAGCUAGGCGCAUCUAGAGUUUAA
This is a messenger RNA of Fraxinus pennsylvanica, 2814 nucleotides long. The record is from the annotation of a GenBank genome assembly. NCBI's taxonomy places the organism in Eukaryota, Viridiplantae, Streptophyta, Magnoliopsida, Lamiales, Oleaceae.